AUGCAUAAGCCUUUUCAGAAGCAUGCGUCUUCGACGCACGAAUUUGUGCAGCGGGCAAUUGCAAGAAUAAGGUUGGGCCACCCCAAGCCGCUUUGGUUUGACACGGUGGUGCAGGUUUAUCCUCCUCUUGCACCGUUCAUGUUGUCUUCCGAACAGCGGGCCCCGUUUCCCACCAACAGCGACGAAAACAUGCACAAACCAACAGAUGAUCCCUGUGACGAUCCAUGUGACCGCAUCAUCAGAAAAAAGAAGAACCAGCUCUCCAAAGAAGAACGGGAAAUGCUGAAUUGGCGACACCUUUUCCCCCCCAAAUGGGACCACCAGCCGCUUCCAAAAAUCCAAACGCCUCAAGAUACACCGAUUCGUCAGCUUUUCGAACGGUAUCCAUUUGAAGCUACUAGAUCUGCUAUGGACCCGAUAAGCCCCGUCAAAUUUCCGGCAAUUUCAGUUGAUGAGACGGGUGCUCAUAUUGAUACGAUUGACAAUGUCCACCCUGGAGGGAUUCCAUCCCUGCUUGAAGAUAAGCUUGCAAGAGAAUGUGCAAUUGCAACUAAUGCCAUAUCGUCUACAAUAGAACAAUCUUCGGUCAAAUUUGCCGAGCUGGAGAUGAGUGCGCCACAACCUAACCCUAACCCUAGAAGAAAAGAUCGCCGUAGGGUUAGGAGAGAGAAAUUUUCGGAAUAA
Messenger RNA from Mitosporidium daphniae, 684 nucleotides. RefSeq lists its product as uncharacterized. NCBI's taxonomy places the organism in Eukaryota, Fungi, Microsporidia. Bases 1 to 684 code for a protein of 227 amino acids. The record is from RefSeq and is a predicted model, not a curated record. The transcript has a single exon.